AUGUUCGGUUCCUCCAGGUCUUCUGUCGCGAGCUUCUCGGGAAGUUUCUCGGGAGAGAGAAUGCCCGACAGCCCGCCGAUAUCUCCGUGCCAGAGCCACCAGUCCAGUGUCAGUGUUGACGCUGUCGAGCACCCGGAUCAAGAGUUUUGCCCAAUCCGUAUUCUUGCGUCUCAAAUCGAUAGCUGCGCCAAGGCCCGAGUCAUUGCCCUACUAGCCAUGGAGUUCCUCGUCUUUGACGGCAAGCUGCACGGGGACCGAAGCAACUGGGCGUGUCCGUUUGGAGACUGCAAGGAGAACUUUCCUCACGCCAAAGCCCUCAUGCGGCACGUCGCAGGCUGCUCUCUCUCCUCGGGUGCCAAGGUGUACUGCAACAGCUGCCGCAAGUAUGACUGCUUUACGCUCCAGGGCCGUAAUGACCAGUUCUGCAGCGCCAGCGACGAUGCUGUCCGUGCCGGACCCUGCUCGCCAAAGAAGAGCAAGGGACUGCGCAAGCUCACCAAUCUGUUCCUCCGCAGUCGCUCGGCAUCAGCGUCCUCUUCUCUGGGAACCCGUCACACUGUUCAUCCCAAGUGCUGCGAGUUCUAG
Messenger RNA from Metarhizium acridum CQMa 102, 585 nucleotides. RefSeq lists its product as uncharacterized. Lineage: Eukaryota; Fungi; Ascomycota; Sordariomycetes; Hypocreales; Clavicipitaceae. The record is from RefSeq and is a predicted model, not a curated record.